Saprolegnia diclina VS20 is the source of this 1001-nucleotide messenger RNA. RefSeq lists its product as hypothetical. Gene Ontology annotation, molecular function: calcium ion binding. Lineage: Eukaryota; Oomycota; Saprolegniomycetes; Saprolegniales; Saprolegniaceae. The record is from RefSeq and is a predicted model, not a curated record. Gene Ontology annotation, biological process: autophagy of mitochondrion. The transcript has 6 exons. Bases 67 to 666 code for a protein of 199 amino acids. Gene Ontology annotation, cellular component: mitochondrial outer membrane.
CCGGACCCCGGGGCACGGAAUCUGCCACCCCAACAGCGUCAUUCGUGGAAUUGACCAACACACAUCAUGUUUGCCUCGGUCGUUCGGUCCCAGACCCGCACCCUUGCCAAGCGCACGUCCUUUGUCCGCGCCCUCGCCACGCGCUCGGCCCGCUCCAACGUCGCGCUCAAGUUUGAUGGCCGCAAGGCCGUCGUGCGCCUCUCGGGCAUGGCGAUGCUUGGCAUGGCCAUGUCGCUCUCCCACAACGCUGUGCUGUGCCAAGCCGCCGACGGCAAGGAGGGUGAUGCCAAGGGCAGCGUGAGCAAGGACGACGACCCUGUGAGCCGCCUCAUUGACCAGUUUGGCGCCAAGAUUGGCGAGGUCUCGUUUGGUGGUUUCGUCGGCUUUUGCUCGGGCAUGGCCGUCAAGCAAGUCGGCAAGGCUGCGGCGGUCAGCAUUGGUAUCAUCUUUGUCAUGGCCCAGGUCGCGGCGCACAAGGGCUACAUCAACAUCAACUGGGGCAAGGUCGAGAAGGACGCGAUCGCGGCCGUCGACCCUGAUGGGGAUGGCAAGAUCACGCAGAAGGACUUCAAGAUUUGGUGGAAGCGCUUCCUCGAGUUUGCGCAGUACAACUUUCCGUCGUCGAGCGGCUUUGCUGCUGGCUUUGCCGCUGGCUUGUACAUGUAAUUGAGCCCCGCUCUGUAUAAGAAACCAAUUCGGUCCCAGUGCAUUUUGCCACAACCACAGAAGGCGAGAGGACUCGAACUCGCUCGCCAGCACCGUCAACGCUACAUCUCGUCGUCCAAGCAACCCAAGUAAGGACCACAUUGCUAGAGGGUAGCUGAAGACGACAUCCAAGUAUGAGCUUCUUCGAUGGACACCGCCGAAGACGAGAUGAUUGCGUGGCAGCGUGCGGUGGCUGUAUGCCAUCCGGAUACCAAGGGCUUCCUCACCAAAAUACCUGCGACAGCGCAGCAAUCUAAUAACACCCAACUUGUAGUCUAUUUCCGUGCCGGUAGCAG